CUAAUUCGGUGUUAUUAUAGUAACAGUAACUAAAAUUCAACAUGGACAUCACUAUUACAAGACAUUUUAGUCUGGACGAAUCGUCAAUGCGCAGUGGGGCGAUAGCGGCGAUGGAGGCGGAGCCUGACCUCAGCACCUUCGAGAACAAGUCGGGCUUGGCCGAGGACAUGAAGUUCCUCGCGUCCAUGCCCGAGCUCUGUGACGUCACCUUCCUGGUGGGGGACACCAGGGAGCCAGUGUGCGCUGUCAAGGCCGUACUGGCUGCCCGGAGCAGGGUAUUCCAAAAGAUGCUUUACCAGGCUCCCAGCCCCCAAAGGAAGAAGGAACCGGCACCCCGAGAGAACAAACUGAGAUUGUUCCUCAAACGCUCCUCCGAACCCCUCCUGAACCUGCAAAACGCCGCCCAACAGAGAUCAACUUUCGCGCAGCAAUUGGCCCCAAUUCAAGAGCCAUCGUCUCAGCAGCAUCAGACCCUGAUUAUCGAGGAGUUUGAGCCCGAUGUUUUUAGGCAGCUCAUCGAGUACAUCCAUACUGGCUGCGUCACUCUUCAACCGCGUACAUUAUUAGGAGUAAUGAACGCAGCAGACUACUACGGGCUGGAUGAGCUGCGGCGCGCGUGCGCUGGCUUCGUGCAGUGCUGCAUCACAGUGGAUACCGUCUGUGCGCUGCUGGCCUCAGCCGAGCGGUACAUACAGUACAAGUGCACCAAGUCUCUGGUGCAGAAGGUACUAGAGUUCGUGGAUGAGCAUGGCAACGAAGUCCUGAACCUCGGAUCGUUCACGUUGCUGCCGCAGCACGUCGUGAGGCUAAUUCUAGCUCGGGAUGAGCUGCGAGCUGACGAGUUCACUAAAUUCCAGGCCGCCCUGAUGUGGAGCAAGAAGUAUUGCGACACCAACCAAAACAUGUCGCUUAAGGACGUCAUUGGGAAUUUCCUGGAAUACAUCCAGUUCCACAAGAUUCCAGCCAAUGUCCUGAUGAGGGAGGUCCACCCACUGGGCUUGGUGCCGUACUCCAUCAUCAUGAACGCUUUGGCUUACCAGGCAGACCCGGCCAGCGUAGACCCUGGCAAGCUCUCUCCAGCUCGGGUGCGCCGCGCCGGUCGCUCCAUGUCCGUUCAGUCUUCGCUCGACCCCUACGGGUCCAACACUACUCUCUCCUCCACCGGCUCGAGCGAUGUUCCGUCGUCAGACUCUCGGCACAACUAACGCGAGGGGAACCCCCCUUCCCGUCCCGCACCCGAACCCGUCCCUGGACCCUCCACCGCCCCCGUCGCCCCCCUUCCCACCUCCGA
Messenger RNA from Ostrinia nubilalis (European corn borer), 1291 nucleotides. RefSeq names its product serine-enriched protein (gene gprs). Gene Ontology annotation, molecular function: protein binding. Bases 42 to 1205 code for a protein of 387 amino acids. The transcript is spliced from 9 exons. The record is from RefSeq and is a predicted model, not a curated record. NCBI's taxonomy places the organism in Eukaryota, Metazoa, Arthropoda, Insecta, Lepidoptera, Crambidae.